This is a messenger RNA of Liolophura sinensis, 5405 nucleotides long. Its product is annotated as sialin-like. Bases 176 to 1789 code for a protein of 537 amino acids. The record is from RefSeq and is a predicted model, not a curated record. The transcript is spliced from 11 exons. Gene Ontology annotation, cellular component: membrane. Gene Ontology annotation, molecular function: transmembrane transporter activity. Gene Ontology annotation, biological process: transmembrane transport; monoatomic anion transport. NCBI's taxonomy places the organism in Eukaryota, Metazoa, Mollusca, Polyplacophora, Chitonida, Chitonidae.
CGAUCGCCAAAAACCAACAAUUGUGGGUCUGAAUAAAUACGUGAUUUUGGUGUCCACGUGUAGUGUUUUGGGAACAAGAAGAAUGCUCGGCUGAAAUGACAGAGUGGGUGUCACCUGGGUUGCAUUUGGUGGCUGCAGAUAGCUUGUUUGGGGCACUGACAAAAGCUGAAACAAGAUGAGUUCUACGGUGGAAGAUCCUUACUCGUUUGGAAUUGUCGAGCCACCAGAAGUUAAGCACAAAGAAGUGCCAUGGUGGACAUCAAGUCGAUUCGGUUUGGCUAUCAUAGGCUUCCUUGGGUUUAUCAAUGUUUACGCCUUACGCGUGAACAUGAGCGUCGCUGUUGUGUGUAUGGUGAAUCAUACAGCUGUCAGAGAUAUGCACCCAAGCAAUGACACCUCUACCAACAACAACAACAUGAGUGGCUGUCAAGGUCUGCAGACUGGGAUCUCAGGAACAGAUGAUGAGGGUGGAGAGUUUAUAUGGGACAAAAACCAGCAGGGAUUAAUUCUGGGAUCAUUUUUCUGGGGCUACCUAGCCACCCAGAUACCCGGAGGUUGGCUGGCCACAAAAUUUGGCGGGAAGUGCGUAUUUGCUCUGUCCAUGUUGAUCUCCGGGGCAGCCACCUUAGCCACACCCAUAGCUGCUCAGUCUGGUCACAUCUGGCUGCUGCUUGUCAUGAGGAUCAUCAUUGGGCUAGGAACAGGAACCGCCUUUCCUGCUAUGCAUGCGAUGUGGGGACAUUGGGCGCCUGUCCUGGAGAGAAGCAAACUCACAGCCAUGACAUAUGCAGGUGCUCAGUUGGGCAAUGUGAUAACUUUCCCGUCGGCUGGCUUACUCUGUCAGUAUGGGUUUGCAGGAGGAUGGCCCUCGAUAUUUUAUGUUCUAGGUGGUUUAUCCAUCAUCUGGGCAUUGGCGUGGAUACUGCUAGUCAGCGAUACACCUGUGCAACAUAAAAGGAUCUCGGAGAUUGAGAAGCGUUACAUCACACAGGGAUUGAAGGACACUGUCAAUGAUGAGAGCGGACAAAGGGUCAGCGUGCCCUGGUUGAGAGUGAUGACCUCCCUGCCCGUUUGGGCUAUCAUUGUGGCGAACACGACCUCAGAUUGGGGUGCCUACACCCUGCUUACCGGCAUCCCCACCUACAUGAAUGAGGUCCUCAAGUUUGACAUCGCGUCUAAUGGCCUGUACUCUGCCCUGCCCUAUAUUGGCUUUUGGAUUGGUAUAUACAUCAGUGGCUGGAUGGCAGAUUGUGUGCGGGAAAGCGGAUGUUUGACAACCACUUGGACCAGGAAAAUAUGGGAAGUCUUUGGUCAGGUAAUGCCUGCUAUAGCACUGAUCACCCUGGGCUUCCUGGAGUGUACCCAGGCUAUCCUAGCUGUCGUUAUCCUGACCCUGGCCGUCACCCUGUCUGCCCCAGUCUUCAGUGGCUAUGUGGUCAACCACGUAGACAUCGCCCCACCAUAUGCCGGGGUGUUGUUUGGAAUAUCCAACACCAUUGCUGCCUCUACAGGCUUCAUCUCACCGGUCGUCACUAACUUCCUCACUCACAGUCAAACCCGCCAGGAGUGGCAGAUAGUAUUCUAUGUGACAGCGGCUGUGUACAUUGCAGGCGCCAUAUUUUAUCUUGUGUUUGCCUCAGGAGAACUGCAACCCUGGGCUAGGGAGCGUCAUGGCUGGGAGGGAGAGCCUAUGAGCUCUCCCAAGAUCACCGAGCUGCAAAACACACGACCUUUACAAGCCAAUGAUCAGAAGACAAGUUUUAUUAACAGCAGUCCAGCUAGAACAUAACCAGGCACAAGCCUUACUGUGUCACUUUCUCCUGUCAGCCUUGUCAUUACCAAAUGCUUCAUGCUAUACGUGGAUCUGCUUCAGAGCUUGGACUGGAUUCAGACAAACCUCAUAGUAUCGUAAUGGUGACCUGGGAUCACUUUCAUAGAGCUUCAUCAAACAGUUUUUCACGUCUAAAUCACAGUAUCAUAUGGUAUAUUUAGAUGGGUGACCUGCACUCAAAAAGUUAAGAGCAAAACUUUUCAUGAGAUUUUGUGAAAGUGUCCCUAGCUCUGUAGGCAUUUUGAUAGAUAUGUGUGCAAUAUCCAUUUUAACAACAGCUUUGUGAAACUAAACUGUGAACUAAUCUGUUUGUGUUGUAAUACCUUUUUCUGUGACUGAAAUCCAUUGUCUGUUGUCUGUAUACAGGGUACCCCUGUUACCUCAGCCAGUUAUACAGCUAAGUCUGUGUUGUAGGCUGUCUGUCAACCAAAGUGUUUUGCCAACUUUUAGCUACUUAACUCACAUUGUGUAAAUGUAAGCCAUCAUAUCAGAGAUGAAAAUGAAUGUGAAGAUUUUACUCAUUGUGUACCUUUAUUUUCAGUUUUUGUUGUUGUUUUAUCAUGCUUUUGACAUGGCAGUUGCUUGCACAUAAACUUGAAUGUACAUCAUUUUUUUUUUGUUUCUUAUUUUAUUUUAUCUGUAUCAGAUGGACUGUUUUCUUAGAAAUGUCAUGAACUACAUUUGCAUGAUUUGAGAUAUGUGUCAAUAUUUAUCUCACAAGUUAGUCUUGACGUUUCGACUUUCACACAUUCCUUUCAGUUUCGACAACAACCAAACCCCAUCACUCUUUCGAACUAAUAAAAAUAAAACAAUAAGCAUGAUGGGUUUUUUUUUUUACACAAUUUUACCACACAACAACUAAUUAUUUAUACCUAAGCCUUCCAACGUGAUUCAGUAAUAUGACAUAGGGAUGACUUGACACAUGUAACCUACUCAUAGAUAUGUCUACUACAUCUGAAGCUGUAUUGAUAGGGUUAACUGGGGGACAAAGGGAGUUAACUUUAAACUUUGACUUUGACAUAAAGAACUUUUGGCCAUUUCUGUUCUGAAAUUUUGACCUUGACAUAAGAAGUCUUCAGCAUUUCUACUCAAGAAAUAAAGCGUUAACUUUUUAUAUGGUUUUAGUUUUACUGCCAGAAAACAGAACGAUUUUUUGUGUCAUUGAAUUUUUUUUUACCUGAAGCUGAUUGUGAUUUCAAACAAGCCACACAUGAUGAUACCAAAUACAUGUAUCUGAUUGUGUAUACUUUGAUUAGGAGUGUGGAACGGUGUAAGAUUGCCAAACAAACUUGGUAGAUUGUCACACCUUGUAUGCAUUGCUUUUUUUUUGCAAAAGUUUUUACAAAUGUUAUGUUUUUCUUGACCUCUGAGCACAACUUCAUUGGCAAGUCCUCUAUAGUCAAUCAAACUCAAUCAGUGGCUAUUUGGCCACAAAUUAGCAGUGAUGCUGUAAAUCUAUUCAGAUUGUAUUCAGAUACUGAAUUUUGAUGUGUAGUAUGUCGAUUUUCCCUUUCUAUAUGUUUGAUGAAUCACAAUGUUUAUUUUAAUAUUAAAUAAUACAGAAGUGUGCCUCUUGUAACAGUUUUUGAUAAUUUUGUGUGCAUGUGCACUUGGUUAUUUAUCAGAGCCAGUGUUGACAUUAAUUUGCACUGGUGUACCUCCAGCUGAAUUUCAAAAAGUGGUAAUAUUUGUUUGGGUUUAUUUACUGUUUCUUUGUUAACUUUUUCAGAACAGUGUGAAAAACAUAGCUUUAUUUUAUUUUCGUCUGCCUUGUUACAAAGAGCUAGAGCAGUUAUUUUUUUAUUUUAACUGCCUUUUACAAGUAAUUGACUUGAGCACCUGAAAUAUAUAACAUGUCUCUAUAUAUUUGUCAUAGUUUUGUCAUUUUACAUGUGCAAACUGACCAUGCCUCUAACCUUCCUAUAAUAGUCUAUACUGCUGUCUACACAGUCUUUUGAGUUGAACUCAUCAUGACAUUUGAUGCAAUAUACGUAAUUUGAAGUUCAUAUUUUUUGUAACCAAUGCAGAUGAUUGGUAUUUUUUAUCGACAUAAUGUUUAUACGAUGUCAGUAUUUCUCCUGUGAGGACUGCCAGCCUUAGCAUAUCACUGUCCCAUUGUAAGGCAUUUUGAGGGGUGCUGUGUAUAUAUUAAUGGCAUGGUUUUCUCUGUUGUGCAAGACUGGUAAAAUUUGGCGUCUAGCGUAUUUAUCCAUUUUUUUAUAUAUGAUGAGAUUUAUGUAGGUAAUGGUAUUCAAGGUGUGUGAUUUUAUAAAUGAUUUCUUCUUCUAUAUAAGUUCUUAAGGAUAUGUUGGCUAAAUUCAAUUUCGAUUUGAAUUACGAUUUCUGAUUAUGUGCUAUGUACAAUCAUUGGAGUUAAUUUGUUUGUAACCCUGGUGAGGUGGGUCUGUUGUAUGGUCUUGUGACUAAUCGUAUGUUCUAGGUAGGACUAAAUGUCCAGUAUUUCAUAUUAGACAUAGCUUUGUAUAACUUCACAGAUUGACUGUUCCAAACUAUGUCACAAUACACACAUUUGUAUGUAGGUACAGAUAAUGUUGUUGUCACAAAGCAACCUCCCCAUACUGUUAUUGAUAUAUUUGCAGAAAAUAUUCCAGAAAAUCUUUUUGGGUUAUACAUGUAUUUUUGUACUGUUUAUUUGUCACUCGUUUAUUUUGAUACAGAUAUGGCUCUUCUGCUAUGGUCUGUUUUGUGGCUGUUAAGUUUGGGCUGGACCUUUAGUUAGAUCACAUUUUGGUGACAGUUUUUGGUGACAGUUUUUGGUAAUGUCAGAGUAUUAAAACUAUAUACCAUAUACAAGGAAGAGUAUUCUCUUGAUUUGGCAUUAUUGUCUGCUCAAGAUAUGAGGUAAGUUCAAAUAAGUACAAAUCCUUUGUUAUUAACCUAGAAUUGAUGUAUUCAAAUGUUUUGCAGUGAACCAUAUGAAAAUGUUUUACUGCAACACGUUUUUAAUGAGGAUAGAAUUAGAAUGUCUGAUUAGCAUCUAGCAAGACAUCUACAAUUCCUUAUACCCAAAUUUAAGUUGGUUUUUUUCCUGAAAUUUCAUAUACUCAGUUUUAGUGUGAUUUUUGGAUUAGAAUUUUUUAUUCGCUUUUAAUGGAACUCUUGGCUUGGCAUCUCUUAUACAUGUAUCUCUUAUCUUUUUUAUGUACAUGUAUGUAGAAAUUGUUCUUAAAAUUAGACAAGGGUAACCCUAUGGGACAUGCUGAAUAUUUCAAUUUUGGUUUGUUUUAUCUUUGGGUUUUAUUUGUAUAUUUGGUCGUUAUGUUUUGGAUAUGCACGGGCAUAGUUUUACUUAAAUGUGAAUUUGCAUUUCUGAACUGACUUUUUUUGUGUUAUUGUACGAGUGUGUUAAUUUAAUUCUGUAUGCUUACAUUUGUCACUUCAUAAUAGUGAAUAUUUGGCGAUUACAGCCCCCUAGUUCUGGCUUAGGGUCAGUCUUACUGCAAAAGAUUUGGGGAUCCGGGAUGGCUUUUUCUUCCAGGAGAAACAAAUAUAUGAGAAUUAAUAUACUUGCAUUGCAGGCUGCCAAGGCUAAACAAAAUAAAUCUUACCAAAC